Messenger RNA from Spea bombifrons (plains spadefoot toad), 3672 nucleotides. RefSeq names its product serine/threonine/tyrosine interacting like 2 (gene STYXL2). The record is from RefSeq and is a predicted model, not a curated record. Bases 136 to 3390 code for a protein of 1084 amino acids. Gene Ontology annotation, molecular function: protein tyrosine/serine/threonine phosphatase activity; MAP kinase phosphatase activity. The transcript is spliced from 6 exons. Gene Ontology annotation, cellular component: cytoplasm. NCBI's taxonomy places the organism in Eukaryota, Metazoa, Chordata, Amphibia, Anura, Pelobatidae. Gene Ontology annotation, biological process: protein dephosphorylation; negative regulation of MAPK cascade.
GCAGGACUCGUCCUAAAUUUAGAAGAUUCCCUAAGUGGCUCGUGUGAGUCCUCUCCCCGUCACCCUGUCCGUGAGAGCCAGCAAACCCCGAGGAGGCUCGCUUCUAGCGCUUAGAUCCAUCUGCAGCAAAUCACCAUGGCAACCAGCCAAGACCGGGGUAGCGAACAAGUGGUUCCUGAUAAAGGCGAGGAUGAUGAUGUCAGGGCCGUACAGGCUCGCUAUUUGCGCAGUCCAUCGCCCAGCAGCUUCUCCAUGGUGUCUGACGCUUACACCGAGAGCAUCUUCAUGGAGCCGAUCCACCUCUCUUCAUCCGUGGCCGCCAAGCAAAUAAUAAACGAAGAGCUGAAGCACAAAGAGGUGAAGGUGGAUACAAUGUGUCCUGAGAUGCUGGAGUCGGCAGAGCAGCUGCUUGUCGAGGAUCUCUAUAACCGGGUCAAGGAGAAGAUUGAUGACCGAAGCUUGUUCAACACUCCCUGUGUCUUGGACCUUCAGAGGGAGCUCGUGAAGGAUCGCAUGGAAGCCCCCAUCAACUCGGUGGACGAGGUCUGGCCCAAUAUUUUCAUUGCUGAAAAGAGCGUCGCUGUUAAUAAAGGGCGUCUGAAAAGGAUGGGCAUCACCCAUGUGCUUAAUGCGGCGCAUGGUACCACCGUUUUUACCGGACCCGAAUUCUACUCCGGCACCGAGAUCCAGUACAUGGGCGUGGAAGUGGACGAUUUCCCAGACUCAGACAUCUCCAAGUUCUUCAGACCGGCGGCUGAGUUCCUCGACGAGGCUUUGCUCACAUGCAGGGGUAAAGUUUUAGUCAACAGCGAAAUGGGAAUCAGCCGGUCAGCGAUCCUCGUUGCUGCUUAUUUAAUGAUCUUCCACCACAUGACUAUUUCGGAUGCCCUGAUGACAAUACGUAAAAAACGGGCCAUUUACCCCAAUGAUGAAUUUAUAAAGCAGCUACGCGAGCUUAACGAAAAACUUUUGGAAGAGCGUGAAUAUUCGGAUGAUGAUGAUGAUAACAAAAGUCAAGAAUCUGUGGUGCAAGCCAAAGCUCACUCCAUAAUGGUAGAGGAAGAAGAUGUGGAAAGUGUGUUGGGGGCGAAGGUCCACUCUAUUACUGUUGAGGAAGAGGACACCACAAGUUUAAUGGGGAGUUCCAUAAUGGGAAAGUCAAGCGUGGUAUCAAAACAGCCAACUCUAAUUGACGAAGAUGAAGAGGAGAAGUUAUAUGAGGAAUGGAGAAGAAAACAAGGACUUCCGCCUAGAGAACUACCAGACAAAGAACAAGCUAUGACAUUUCCUGAGAACGGAGAAGAUAGUGUGGAUUAUACGGAGCAGAUGAUCCAAAACUGGCAACGUCAAAGCGCUAAAUAUCAGUCCCUUGGGCUUGAAGACGACGGAGAGUCUUCGAUGGGAGAGAGGAGGUACGCACAGAGUGAAAUAAGCGACGUAGAGAGUGUGACCUCCCAGGAAAUACGAAUGCUUAAGCAGCAACUUGAAUCAAGUAGAAUCAAUAGAACGAGCAGAGGCCGUAACGAUUCAGUAAGUACUGACAGCACAUGGGACAUGUGGAACCAGAGGCUCCAGGAAAUAGAAAAGGAAGCUAAAGACAGAUCCGACCAUACUUCUAAAGACAAAAAGAAAGAUAUAGAUGAAGAAAGCGUAUUUUCAGAAACUGGCUCUCUGUUCAACUUUUGCACGAAGAACAAACACAAACUCACUCCGCUAGAAAGGUGGAAAGUCAAGAGAAUCCAGUUUGGAUAUCAUAAAAAGGACUCGGAGGCUUCGGAUAACCAAAAGAAAGAGGGCAGCGAAGGGCAGAAGGAAGAUGAAGCGAGUAAAUCUGAUAUUGACCUAACUGCUUAUCAGUCAUGGAAAAUCAAGCAGCAACAGAAAGUAGGCAAUGAAAACAAAGAAGAAAUUGUGGAACUUACCAAAGGCGAAGACAGCGCAUCUAUUAAGAGAAAGCAGAGGAGGGCCGAGAUCCUAGAACGUUCUAAGCAGAACCUGGAAGAGAGCCAGUCCAUGUGCGGUUGGGAGACUGAGAGUGCCUUGAGUGGGAGCAUCCCGUUGUCUGCCUUUUUCCAAAGCGCGCCUUCAGCGUCCAGCGUUAACGAUGCGGCAUCUGUGCUGAGCAUGCGAAGCAACGCAUCGCGCCUAUCUCAGGCGAGAAGUGCCGCAGGUCAAACAAAUAGUCCCAUACCUCCAACCCAAACCAUGCCGCCCGGAACGCCAGAUGCUAUUUCUAUAGCUAGCAUUCAAAACUGGAUAGCCAGUGUGGUGAGUGAAACCAUUGCCCAGAAACAGAAUGAAAUAUUGAUGAUGUCCCGGCCAUCUUCAGUUCUAAGCACAGCACCUGGAGAUCAGUGUCAAAAAAUGGAUGACGAUAGGUCAUCGUUGUUCGCUGCUGCUGGUGGCUCUUGUUUGUCCGGCUCACUGUUGCAAGGUCGAGAUCUUAGGAGCUCAGACUCAGUUAUGUCAUGCAACACGUCAGCAAGUGCAAACACGAACCUAUCUAGCGCGAAGAGGAAGAUCACACAGACGAGCGUACCCCUUUAUAGUCUCUUCCAAGAUGAAGUUGAUCUGAAGAAGCUUAACGAGAAAGAAAGUGAGUUACGGGAAGAGCUAAGUGAAAAACUAUAUCAGUAUCGAAAAGAAAAGGUUGUGACCGAUAACAAGCGCAGCUAUAUGUUUAAGAAGAAAAAAGCCAAAGACGUUGAGGACGUUGAGGAGCAGGAAAAUGAUGUUUUCAACUCAAUAAAGUCAAGUCGAGACUCAUCAAAAUCUGAAGUAAAUUCCAGUUAUUUGUCGACUAUCAGAAGCACAACCUCCGAGUUAGAAAAAAAUGUUAAUAAAUGGCUCAGUGGUGUAAAAAAGGAAGAGAGUCGAGAAUCAAAGAGUGAAAAUAUUUCUGAAAGGUACUUAAGAAGGGCAGAAGCCAGGAAAGAGCUGGACGUUCAAACAAGCAGCUAUGCUGCCAAGGAACACGACGAACGCUCUUAUUCAUCCUUCCAAAGCAACAGAGAGAAACAGAGAUCCAGAUCUACUUUCUCAACAUCGUCUGAAGAGGAGAGCUACCGCCAUAGGAAUUCUAACAAGCACCAAUUUCAACAUUACGGUGAAGACGGCCAAGAACCACAUUUUGGUGACUACCCAAGAGAGAGAGAUAACUUAGCAAAUGGGGAAUUAGGAAAUUCUCGGAGAGCGAGAACGUAUUCCUGCGAAAAUCUGGAGGAUUCGGAUAAUUCGGAGACAUCAUACUCUGCACAUGUGCGAGCUCAAAUCAGGAAGAGCAAAGACGAGAGCGGAGAAAUGGAUGAUGAUGAUGAUGACAUAAUUGCGGCAUGGAGACGUCGCCAGGAGGAAAAGAAGACAAGAAUUCGGAGACAAGAAGAUGAUUAGCAAUGACUACCAUGAUUAGCAAUUGUGGAGUAUUUUUAUUAUAGUUUCCUGAAUAUAAAAAUACAUUUAAAUGUCGUCAUAAAUAUGUCUUUAUGAAAAUCCUUUUAAAUUAUUUGAAAAUUUUUGAUGCACGACUAAAAAAAAAAAAAAAGUGUGCAUUCAUGAACUGAAUUGAUCAGACCAAGUCGACUAGAAAUGUGGCUUUUUUGUAUGGUGCAAAGGAAUUCUAAGUCUGGAAAAAUGUUUUAAUGAAAUAAAUAUUGCCAAAUUGACACACAAAAA